CGCGCUCCGCUCUGUACUGCAGUGAGGGGACAUCAUGUCACUGCUCAUCCUUUGCUCAUGCUGUCUGUGAAGGAAUCCUGGCUCCUCUGUCUUCAUUCUCAACAUCUAUUCCUUUUCCUGCUUUUUCCCUUGUAGUGCUGCUGGGGUUGUGCAUGAGCUCUUCUGCUCAAGCUUUUUGCAACAGUACUGAGAAAUCCAGCCAGCUGUGUGGAAACCUGUUUUAUGAUGUUAAGAAAUACACCUGUUGUGACGGGAAUAUAACUCAAGGUGCUUUCCUGUCCUGCUGUGGAAGAACUGUCUACAAUACACUGGAGAGUUCUUGCUGCAACAAUGAGGUGACGGUUGGUUUGAGCCAAACUGUUUCAUAUUGCUGCAGAUCCAAGGCGUACAACCCCCUCAAUCAGAUCUGCUGUGGUGGAAACAUCUCGAACAAAACGUCUGCUCACACAGCAUGCUGUCACUCAGAGUUAUAUGACCUAAAGACACAUUUGUGCUGUAGAAAAACUGUGUUUCUUAAAGAAACAGACAGUCAUGUGUGCUGUGGCAACACAACAUUCGACAAACUCAUGCAGUGUUGCUGUCCGGACAAUCUUGAAGUGGAGAAUCGAGACAGCACAUGCUGUAAACAGAAUUUGGAAAGAGAGAGCAGAUUUCUGCCAAAUGCAAGCCAGCCAGCAACUUCUGUCCUGCACCUGCUGAAGGACAACGGAAUAGUGGAUUCUCAAGACUCAGUUCACUCCAACACACUCUACUGCGGAUUGGAGCCUUACAAUCCCCUUGAAGAUGUCUGCUGUUCAGGGAAGCUGGUUGCAAAAAAAUCUGGGGUCACUCAAUGUUGUGGUGCGGAACCAUACGAACUGUCAGAAGAGGGAGUGAUGUGUUGCGAUGGACACCUUUACCGUGACCAGCCAGCUGGCUCCAUAUGCACUGGGAAUGUACCGUACUCUCCACACAACUACACCAUCUGCCAGAAACAUGUGCACCUACCAGCAGGCCAACAGUGCUGUGGAAAGAAAACCUUUGACCCCCAUGAGGAGAUCUGCUGCAAUGGACGCAGCUAUAAAGGGUCAGAGAAGUACAUGGCCUGCUGUGGCUCUCAUACUUACAAUGUCAGUGCUGGUAAACACAUUUGCUGUUCUGGUCACCUCCAUAAACUGACACACCUGCAGAAUUAUGAAGAGGCUGGAUGCUGUGGUCCUCUACUGCUGAGCAGUAAGGAGCAACAGUGCUGCCACUCAGCAGAGAACACUCUGGUCUAUAAGAUCCAGCCUGGCCAUUCCUGCUGUGGCCACUGGUACUACAAUAUGUCCCUCUGGAGCUGCUGUGCCGGACAUCUCAUUCCCAAGCCAACACAUGGCUCACAGGCAAAGAUGGAAGAGUCAAAGCUUAUUCGACCCUUGUUGGACUACAGCAAGUCUGCCAUUUGCAAUAAGCCAGUACUGUACCAGUUACCCCUCUACAAAGUGCUGUUGGGAAGGGUGGCGAGUGUAGCGGUAAAGCACAAUGGACGCUUUGUAGUGCUGAAGGAGGUGCUGGAGGUGAAUGCCACUGAUGUGACAUCCUGCAGAAACUCUCUAGAAGUUGGACCUUUGGACCACUGCCUCUUCCCUGCUCUGAAGCUGGGCAGGACCUACCUCUGGACAAAAAACACACUGAACAAAUAUGAGCCCUUGGCCAGUGUUAUCGGCCUGAAUACUCCCAUUCACACCAUCUUGAGCCUUUGUCAGAGUAACCGUAUGUGCUAUUCUACUUAACAUUCAGGCCAAAUUCACUCAGCCUGCAGAAAGUAAUCCUUCACAAGGCAAUUCAAUGGGAAUGAUUUGGCACUUGCUAACCAUACCCAACACAGGUUCUUUAGUCUGGUUAGCAAAAAAAGAGCCAUGAAGAAACAAUUCAGAGAACACUUAUGUAAAGUAGGACAGUUUUGCUCACCAUUACAUCACAUUGUAUUUUGCUUCUAGGAAACACAAGUGCCUUAACACGAGUGCAUUGCCAAGGAUAUGUUGUUAGGAUGUAAUCAAGAAGGCAGAGACGUCUAAAGUGCAACUAUAACUAGGCUAACAACUCUAGGUGCUGUUAACAAGCACCAAAAACAAUGAAAAGAGAAAAGCUUGUGUAGAAGCCCACAAGUCAUUACUGUCUACCACUGCGCUGGUAGCUCCUCCAGUGUUAGCUUUAGCUAAAUAGUUCAUCUGAAGCAGCUUCUGUUACUCAGGUAGCGAAACCAAAACCUUCAGUGAUUUUUUUACUUCUCUGUUUUUGAAAUUUUAGGUAAUCUACCACAGCAUGAGUAAAAUAAAAAUUGAGAAAUGUAGGAAAAACAUCCAGUCAUACUUUCUGUGAUGUAAUAUACUCCAAGAACUAAAAGGUGAAGACCACAUAUUGAAUUAAAAAGUAAAAUACAUUUUUCAAUUUCAUAAGAAACAUGUUUUUUUUUAAGAAUACAGAUACACAUAGGUUGGAUGGAUAAAAGAAUGGAUAAAAAAUGGUUGAAAAUAAUAUCAACUGGUCAACACGUUCACUCACACGAACUCACAUAACCUCAGAGGCAAAUGCUUAACUGAGUCAAAAGCUUAAAGAAAGAAAUCAACAGGGUAAAACUCUAAAAGUAGAGGUGGGGUGAGAGCAGUCAUAGAAAAAAAAGAUUAUUUUUGUGCUCCAUAAAAAGUAGAUUACUACCGAUGCCUAAAGCAAAAAAAAAAAAAUUAAUAUUAUAGAGAAUAAAUGGAGAAGGAAGAAGCAUUAGGUCUAUAUACAGUAUUUAUUCUAUUAAACAGAGUAAGACGAAAACAGACACAAAUCGAGUACAUGUUUCAGCUUAUUGCUAUUAUCAGUGUCCAUCAAGCAACUUUCUUGGCCUAUAUCCUUAUAUCCUAUAAGACCAAGACAAAUUAGUGGGAAAUUGGUUAGAGCAGUUAUACCUUUAUGCAAAAUACAUCUACAUAUACAAUUGCUGAUUCAUCACUACUGAUCAAAACUACUAUAUCGCAGACUUGGAUGGGCUCAGAAACAAAACUGAACACUGUGUCAUUGGUGAGAUUCAGUCAACAAAGACAGUGUCUAUCAUGCAGGUCUUAAUGACAUUGGCAGAGUCACUCUCAGUCAGGCUCAAGACUUUCCUGACUGGUCACCUUUCACCCAGUUAUACUAUGAUGAAAAUACCCAGUUUCAGCUCCUGUAUCAUGUCUGGUGGGCAUAAAAGACCUUAUUUCAUAUCACAGCAUCUUUCUCAAUAGUAAUAUCACAGGCCUCGUUUAUGGAUACUUGAAUAUCAAAAUCAGUGGAAAUGCAUAACCCUAAUAUGCACUAUGAUUAAAUGUAUACAUUUACGUUAAUUCUGUGAUGCCACAUCUGCCAUUGCAAAACUAAGAGCAUUCCAAAAAACUUCCAUGUAGUCAGUCAACAAAAUGAGGUGUGACAACAACAUUAUUACCCGAGGUCACAGUAUCUUGCAGCGCAGGACUAAUUUUCAGCGUUGCACAUGGGAGCGGGUGGGGUCCCAGCCCACUGUAUGUGGGUGGGUGGGUGCAGGAUGAAAUCUUGCCGGAGCGGGCGGGCGCAGGACUGACAAAACAGUCCCGUGCAGACCUCUAUUACAUACAAACAACUUUAUGGCAUACACUUUAUCAGUGUUGUCGCUGACCCACUGCCAUCAGUGUGGUUUUCCUCCUGAUUUAGCAUCACUCAGGUCUGCACUGGCCCAGAAUGGCACAAUGCAGCUGUGGCAAUUGCUCAGCCCAACAGUGGAAAAGAGGUUAUAAUUUACUACCCUCCUCCUUUCUUGCUUCUAAACCCUUUACAACUACGGAUGAACUUUGUGGUAGGUCUCCUGCCAAGAAAAACUGUAGCAAAAACUUUUAAUGAUUGUUUGUGUUUAUCAGUUUAUGUCAGAAAGAAAUGAAGUUCAGAAUGAUCAAGUUCAGUUCACUUGACUGCAUAAGAAGCCACAGAGGACAUGAUCAGGUGGCGUCUGAUUGGACAUAAUCCGUGUGACUUGUGUAGUCCAUUUACAGAAAACACAAAAAAUGUGUCUUUGUCCUUUGCUGUCAAUAAAUUUGGAUUAUUGAUAUAAUGUCAAAAAUAACUAAAUAUGGGAGCAACAUAUUGUACAAGCGUCUCCAAUUCAUAGUUACUGUAGCCAUGUUUCCCUAUCCUAAAACUAUGUCCUGUUUCAAUAUGUUUUUUAAAAGUGCCCUCACUAAUUUUAAUUCGCCCCUUGGAUGUGGCCACUUGUAGCACAAAGGAGGUGGGAACGGCAGGGGGUGAAUUAUUUAACCCUUUACACGGACAGGGCCUGCUGGUGGACCCAAUGUUUUAUUACACACUUCUAUAACUUGUAGUGACAAAAAAAAGCCUGGGACUUUAAGGGGUUAAUCAGAAUCCCUCUUGGUAGUCUUGCAAACUCAGCCCUGUAAAAUUCCUGGGCACUCAAACAGUGGCUUGAUUUUUUGCUAAUUCACUUCACUACAGAACCUAGUCCCUAUGUUGCGGGUAAUCCAAAGCAGCAGUUGUAAACAUGAAAACGCUUAAAGUCCAGAACAUUUGGCAUCUAGGAAUGGAAUUCGUUUUUCCUAGACAGACAGCUAAAACCCAGGAUGAUCCAGGAAUCCUGGAUGAGUAGCAGCCCUAGCCCUUGGCCAGGUUACCUGCAGUGAGCUAAUCAGCUAGCCAUGCAAACCUUUUUCAGAUGUCACACAUUUAGUGAAUUAUUGCUUUUAUUGAUGUUGUUGAUAUUUUUGGGUUGGAAGUUACUGCAGGCCCUCUUAGCUACUUAGCUAGUUUAGUAUUGCAGUGAGCUCAGAAAAUAGGGAACACAUUAUUUGGGUUUAUUUUCUUGAAGGAUUCUUAUAGCCAAAGCAAAAAGAGCCUUUUGCUUACGCUGGUUCAUGCUUAUUUCAACAAGAUAAACUAGGCAAGUUUAUCGCUAGGCUGCACCCUCAAAUAAAGCGGAAAUAGCUGUUUUUAUGCGAAAAAUAAAAUGAUUUCAUCUGGACGCGGUUUAUGGAUAUUCUAACACGAAGCACAUCUUAAUGCAGUGUGUGAACAGUCUGAAGCGGGCAGCAUAUUUCAAAUGAAAACAAGGUUUUGUACCUAAUGUCUUUUUGACGAAACCAAUGGGACGGGGUGCACUGCUUGCUGAACAGUACACCUGUACUCUAGAUAUUUGUUCAGAGACUUUGUUCUCCCCUUGAAUGCGAUUGGCCCGCUGCAUGAAGGGGCUUCAAGCAGUCCUGAGAUAGAGUUCUUUUUAGGUUAUAUAUAAUUUGCUUUCAUUUAGUUCUCUUGUCGUUUGACGUUUAUACUGUUGGCUUUAUUCUGCUUGUGCUUAAGUUCUCUAAGCCCGGUGCAUGUUAUAGACACCAGUGAACAUAAUCGUGAAACACUAAUUUAUAUAUCUUUACAUUUUCAUACACUUUAUAUAUCUGUCUAUGUUUGUGAUGUGUGUUACGCACCUUAAGCUGAUUAUACGCUUAAAGAUUACUCAGUGCUGUGCAUGGAUUUCUUCCAUGCUGUUACAUCAGCAUUAGGCUAAAAGGACUUGAAAAUGGUUUCAGGCGACAACUUUAUGCAUUGAUGAGGAUUUCAUAUGCUACUUGUGUGCAUUGUAGAAUGUGACAAGGCCAGUGCACCACUCAGUAGUUUUGUAUAAGAUAAGAAAAGAUGAGGCUUUAUUGUCAUUCGCAUCACGUGGUACAUGGGGUGGAAUGAAAUAGUGUACUCGAGGUCCCAGUUAACUCCCAAAGUAAAGUCUAGUCAUGUAUAAACCUUCAUUUAAAAGUAUUCAAAUAAAGUGUUUAAGAAACAUCAGAAUGUAAUGUUUUUUUGCAUUUAUUUCAGUGUAAAACAUCACGGCUGUCGGAACAGGAUCUUUUUUGGACAUAGUUUGAAAAUGGCAGCUGCUGUUUACAUCAGACUAAUGGCAAACAAAUUAUUAGAAAUGCUUCUUAACAUAGAUUAAAAGUUAAGAUGGUUUUUCAUUCUCCUGGAAAGUUACUUUUAGUUUUUUAGAAUUAACUGAAAAUGAGUCAGCUUGCAUUUUUAAGGAGGUAUUAACUUCAGGCUCCUGCAGAUGCCAUUGCAUGAGGAUGAUUGGGCUAUAAAUAUCUGUAGGUUGUGCCACAGGAUUCAUAGAUGGAGCUGUCUUUAUGCUGGUGGUGAUAGGAACCAGGGGUUGUGAUAUCUACAACACAGAUAUAGCCAUUUUAUAUUUUACAUAAACUUAAAAAAGUUAUAUAAAGGGUUCUUUGGUGAACUAUUGAUCUUGCAGUGGGUGGUUUUAAGCCAAAAGCUUACAUCUCAAAACUACUAGAAGAAAACAUCUCAGGCAUCUGGCAGCAUAUUCAAAAUCAUGUCACUGAACUACUUGCAAGGAAGCUUUUAGAGGCCUUCAAAUCUUCAGAUGUCUGGUUCCUAUCACCACAACUGUGAGUUUCUCUGGGAUGGAGCAAUUCACACUGAACCGCUCUGAAAGCUCUGUUUACAUCUUAUAAGCAUUUCAAAUUAAAAGCUAAAAUAUGCAGGACUGCACUCAUUGUGCAAUCAUUAACUUUAUACAGCUUUUACAGCUGAAUCAAUGUGAACAGAUUCUCCAAUUGUGUUGCAGCAUUUAAAAACAGCAUUAACUUGGAGUUCAUUUAGUUUGCUAACCUUAAGGUUUUACUUGUUAGAGCAAAAAACAAUCACUUCCCUUUUAUCCUUGUCGGAUGUACGUUUACUGGCCACUUUAUUAGAAACACCUAUCUUGUUAGUCCACUAGGUUUACAGUUAGAAACUGUAGCUCAGUUUGUGUUAGCUAUCUUUUAGCCUUUCAUCAGUGGUAAGUUCUGACCACAUUACCACUGCUGACAGGAUAUUAUUGGUUGAAAGGCAAUUUUCACCCCAGCACUGCUAGCUUGUUACCUACUGCAAACUGCCCUAAUCAUAAUAAUCACACACACACACACAUACAUACACAUACACACGCACACGUUCCAAGCCGAUUAUCCUCCUAGGGAGAGCUGGAGCCUAUCCCAACAGUCAUUUCUCUUUCAGAGAGAGGAGAAAUGUGCAAUUAGACCAGCUGUGUACCUCAGAUGAGGAAAAACUAUGAAGUCAAUGAAAUGGGGAUCCAGUCAGUGGUACUACGGGUGCAAUGGGCACACUUGCCCAGAGCAGUGGGCAGCCCGGGGAGCAGUUUGGGGGUUAGAUGCCUUGCUCAAGGACACCUCAGUCAUGUACUGUCGGCUCUGGGAGAAGGAGAAGGAGCUACACUUCUUGUUUUAGCAAAGUUCAUCAGUCAGUCAGUCAGUCAGUCAGUCAGUGAAUAAGCAAAAAUGCCUCUUCUAGACCGGCCCACUAGAUAGUCCAGCCAAAAGAGCAGUACCAGUCUACUGCUGGCAGUUGAGCAAACUACACAUAGUGAGAGCAAAUUGUUAGAACAAUCAUUCCAUGUUUAGGCCAAAGGCUGUGAUUUGCAUUGUUUAUUACACAAAGAACAGGAAGUACAAAACUACUAUUAGUUUAUUAGUUUAAAAACAACUAAUACAAUGACUGAAACACCCUCCUUCCAUUCAGAACAAAGCAAGUUACAGGGUCAACCAAUAGGCAGCUGAAAGGUCACUUAAAGAAACUUUCAGCUUUCAUUUCAUUAAAACAAGCAUUCAAAAUGAAGAGAAAUAUCACAUCAAACAACAAAAAAGAACAAAAAACAAAGAACCUGAAAAAAGGUAAAGAAACUCUUUAAUUAGAAAUGUCAUGAUUGGCCCCUCUCACUUCUGUCCAUGUGUUCAUGUUUUGGUUUAGCCCCCUUGUCUCAUGACUCCGCCCCUGAUUGUCUCCACCUGUUUUCCACCUGUCCCUCAUUUUCCAUGUGUAUUUAAGCCCUGUGUUUGCCCCUUGUGUUCACUGGUUAUUGUUUGAUUGUAUCGGUCUCUGUUGUUUGCUCGUCAUGUUUGUACUGUUUGGAUCAUUGGGUGUUUAUCCCGUCAUGUCUGUCCCCUGAUCGCUUUGUGUUGCAUCUAUGACCUUGGACUGUUUUGACCACGACCCUGGAUUUGCCCUCAAUAAAAGUCGCUUACCUCA
Molecule: messenger RNA, 8061 nt
Organism: Pygocentrus nattereri (red-bellied piranha)
Lineage: Eukaryota; Metazoa; Chordata; Actinopteri; Characiformes; Serrasalmidae
Product: galaxin-like
Exons: 13
Coding region: 153-1754 (533 amino acids)
Source: RefSeq, a predicted model, not a curated record